Carya illinoinensis is the source of this 1784-nucleotide messenger RNA. RefSeq names its product calcium uniporter protein 6, mitochondrial-like. Bases 555 to 1487 code for a protein of 310 amino acids. Lineage: Eukaryota; Viridiplantae; Streptophyta; Magnoliopsida; Fagales; Juglandaceae. Gene Ontology annotation, biological process: mitochondrial calcium ion homeostasis; calcium import into the mitochondrion. Gene Ontology annotation, molecular function: uniporter activity; calcium channel activity. The record is from RefSeq and is a predicted model, not a curated record. The transcript is spliced from 2 exons. Gene Ontology annotation, cellular component: uniplex complex; mitochondrial inner membrane.
UAUCAUAAUACAGACAAGAUUCUCUUACAUGUUCAUUGUUCCAGCGUUCAAAAUCUGUUACAAGCAAAGACGGGAUGUUGUCCAAGAAUUUCUCAGAAUUGACUAGUAAACAGACAGUCUAACCGUCGAAGGGCGGUUAGAAAUGAAGAAACGGAAGCGGCCUCGGUCCCUUUCGGGCCCACCUACCCUGUCGGCACUAGAGUUCGGUUAGGAAUGGCGAAUAAAUAGAACGCGCUUGCUUGUCUGAUUAGUUAUUGACGAAUUGUGCAGCGCUGAUCCAGCUUGAGAAGCAUUCGAGUUUAUUGAUGUUGGUAAAGUAGGUUGGGGGUUAUGUUUUGUUUGAGAAGACGAAGUCUGGGUUAAGUUUAGUGAUUGCCUGAAAGUUAUAGGUUGGUGGGAUUUGUUUGUCGUCAGUUUGACGUGUAUUUGUGGUUAGGUGAGAGUAUAUAUCCGGUGUUUGUGUGCUAGAGUUAUUGCCCAGAAAAAGAAGAUUUUUGAAAUAAGAACGAGCAUAUCUAUCUAUAUAAGGAUCAAAUUAAAAAGAGAAGAAAAGAAUGUGGAGGCGAUGGUGGAGUACUGGUGGUGCAGUGAAGCAGAGCGUGUCAGCUCUUUUCAGCCAAGUUUAUGGGAGGAACACGAGGCCUCCACAUCCUUCUCAUACUCUGGGAUUGAGGGCUAUUGUUCCUGCAACAUCUUUACGCUGGAGGCCCUCAUCAUCAUCACCGUGUGCUGAUUCAAACUCUGGCGAUAGUAAUAGAAAUGACAUAUCGUUCGCGGAGACGAAGAAGCUAAUGAAAUUGGUGACUGUGGAGGCGUUGAAGAGAAAGCUGGGUAUGGAAGUGAAGGAGGUUAUCGAUUACUCGGAACUUCUGCAAGCCUGCGAGAGCAUGGGUGUCGCCAGAUCCCGCGAGGAGGCCGCUGCUUUCGCCCGAGUCCUUGACGAGGCCGGUGUCGUCCUUCUGUUCCGCGACAAGGUCUACCUUCAUCCCCACAAAGUGGUGGAUCUGGUCAAAAGAGCGGUGCCCUUUGCUCUGACUUCUGAAGACGAUCCCGCGAGGGAUGAGCUAAAGAUGCUGCAGGAGGAGAAGGAAAAAAUUGACGUGGUAGCACGUAAGCAGGUCAGGCGCAUCCUCUGGUCUGGGUUGGGGUUUGCUGUGGUACAGGUUGGGCUCUUAUUUCGGCUCACAUUCUGGGAAUUUUCAUGGGAUGUAAUGGAACCAGUUACAUUUUUUACAACCGCCACUGGCAUAGUCAUAGGUUAUGCUUACUUCAUGUUCACUUCAAGAGACCCCAGUUACCAAGACUUGACAGACAGGCUCUUUCUCUCAAGGCAGAGGAAGCUGUGUAAGAAGCACAACUUCGAUUGUGAGAGAUUCAAAGAGUUGCAGAAAAAGUGCACAACACAUAUUGAUGCCACUGCUUCUAUUAAAAAUCGAACGGCACCGGAAAAGGAACUGGAACUAGAGGAUGCUUUACACAGGGACUAGCACUUUCUGGUGGAUUAAUUGACCUUUUUUAACUGGAGUUAAUCCACCAGAAACGACUUGCUUUACACAGACUAACAUUUUCUGGCUUCUUUCAGUAUUUGGCACGCUCAUUUAUGCAGCUUCAACGUAAUCAAAAGCGAAUUAUGGCAGAUGUGUACUAUUGAAGGUUUUUUAGUUCUCUUCUAAACCCCAAACGUGUUGCAUAAUUUGAGUUCUUUUUUGUACGCUGUUAAUCUUAGCCCAGCUAUUCCAAUAUCAUCUGACUGGCCUAUAUAUCAAGUAGUUGUGAGUUUGCAA